Messenger RNA from Monomorium pharaonis (pharaoh ant), 4814 nucleotides. RefSeq names its product nucleolar protein 14 homolog. Bases 742 to 3486 code for a protein of 914 amino acids. The record is from RefSeq and is a predicted model, not a curated record. Lineage: Eukaryota; Metazoa; Arthropoda; Insecta; Hymenoptera; Formicidae. Gene Ontology annotation, biological process: maturation of SSU-rRNA. Gene Ontology annotation, cellular component: nucleolus; small-subunit processome; Noc4p-Nop14p complex. The transcript has 7 exons.
CGCUGUGAGCGUGCUCUUUUUUUCGACAUUCACUGAGCAACAAGGACUACGUUUACACGUCGGGUUUAACAACAUCGGAGUUAUAAAACUGGCCAACUACAGCCAUUCCUCGGAAGAAUGAAAUGGUUAUGAUUGGACAGCUCUAGAAGUAUUGAUGUUAUUAAACCUGUUUAAAGGUGUGUAAACGUAGUCAAGGAUAGAAUGAUACUUUUAGCGCUAAUAGCGUCUCCCCGAACUUAGCUUAUGUAUCACGUUGCCAAAAAUGUUUAUUUCUUUCACCGCUGCAACCAUAGACCAUCGACAUAAAGCAUGGACUGCGCAUUUCCUGAAAGGCCCUUGAAAAGUGCCCAGCAGACACUUAUUAGAAAGACAGAGACGUGAUCUGGGUUAAUUUCUUUCUCUGUUUAGACAGAAACAGCGCUUCACCCAGACCAGUUGCUAUCUCUCUCUUUUAGUCGGACAUGUUUUCUCUGCCAUCGCGCAAUCCAUGCCACAUGCCAUCACAUGCUUUAUGUCGAUAGGUUUGAGCACGUGUAUAGAAUUGUUGCAAAAAGAUUUAAUGUUUUAUAUAUAUAUAUAUAUAUAUUUAUUAUAAAAGUUAAUAAUAUUAUGCGGAAUUGAUGGUUUUGGUAAAUGCAACACUUGAAAAAUAAUAUUAAAACGUGAAUUAUACAAAAUUAGAUUAUCUUGCUUUGAUUUUUUUAUGGUAAAUGAUAUUAUUACGCAAAGCUGUUGCACAAAAUGGUUAAGACAAAAAAAAAGAACUUGUCCGAAACUGUAAAACAGAAAAACAAAAAACGGUUAAAUCCGUUCGAGGUGCACAUUAAUAGAGAUAAACAGAAAGUGCUAGGUCGAAAAAGUAAAAAUGAUCAUGGACUGCCAGGAAUUUCACGAGCGAAAGUAAUUAAUAGGCGUAAGCAGAGCCUUCUCCAAGAAUAUAAAUUGCAAAAUAAAGACAAUGUUUUCUUAGAUAAACGUAUUGGCGAAAAACACUAUGCUAUGAGCACAGAAGACAAAGCGAUAGCGAGGUUUGCUACAGAGCGCAUGAGAGCAUAUAAAAAAGAGAAUAUUUUUAAUUUAAAUGAUGAAGUACUAACACACAGAGGACAAACUCUCGAGGAGAUCGAAAAGUUUGAUGAUCCUAGGAGUGAUGAUGAAUUUAGUGAUAAUGACACUAUUAGUGGCAAGCUGAACAAAAAUUUUGUAGAAAACGCUCAUUUUGGUGGUGGCACCUUAUCGAAAGCAGAUUCCACAUUAUCUAAGAAGAAUCUAAUUGACCAACUCAUUGUGGAAUCGAAGAAACGAAAGGCGGAGAAACAAAAGAUGCACGAAGAAACAAUCAAUCUCACAGAGAAGCUCGAUUCUGAAUGGAAAGACCUCUUACCCUUUAUGUCCAAAAAGCUAACGGAGGAUAUUGACGAGAUCACAAAACCUGACGCCUAUGAUAUCGCUGUACGGCAAUUAAAAUUUGAAGCCAGAGGUAAUCCAUCUGAGAAACUGAAAUCAGAGGAGGUGAUUAUUCAGGAGGAGAAAGAGAGAUUAGAGAGACUUGAAAGCGAUAGAUUGGCAAGAAUGAAGGGAUUUAUAGGUGAUAUCAGUAAUCAAUGUUGGCAUAAAUCUGCGGAUGAUCUUGAGGAUGAUUUUGUAAUGGAAACCAUUGAAGAUAACGAUGACAUUAGUUUAAUACCUUCUGACGUCAGUAAUAUCAGUAAUGAGGAAAAUAGCGAUAAAAAUGAUGUUAGUGAUGAUGAGCAGCAGGAAAAUCAAUUAGAAUACGUUGCUGCUAAGGAAACAAUUAAAAACACAAAAAUUAAGAAGAGUAUACAUUCAGAAUUAUCUGAGGCUAACAAUGAAUCUAAUGCAUAUCAAAAUGAUAAAGAUUUAGAGAUUGAAAAUUCAGAUGAUGAGAAAGAGUCCAACGACGAUCUUUCAGAUCUAAAAAUGUCUGAAUUAUCUAGUGAGGAUGAAAUUGAAACGCAAGUGUUUGUGAAGAAACGUGAGAAACGUGUUAUGUUUGUUAAUGAUCUGAUAAAAGAUAUUAAACGAAUAGAUCAGUCAGAUAAAAUUUGUCUUACAUCAAUAUUGAAACAGAGCAAUAGUGCACAUAUACAAAAUUUAUCUGACAAAAAUAAAAAGCAGCAAAUCAAAAGUGAUCUCUUGAAGCGUAAAGAGAUUAUGGAACAGGCACGAAAAGAAUUACCAUACACAUACAAUGCUCCAGAAAAUUUUGAAGAAUUGGAAAAAUUGUUGAGUUGUCACAAUGUGGAUUAUCAAUCAGUGAUCGUAGAUCGUAUAAUAAAAUGCAAUCAUUGGACAUUAGAUAACAGAAACAGAGAAAAAAUGUCAAAUUUAUUUGUAUACUUGUUACAAUACAUAAACAACUGCACUUUUACAGAGAGCGCUGACGAUUUAGUUAAAUGUUUCCAAAUUUUUAAUAGAUUAUGUCCUUAUCUUUAUGACUUAGCACAUAUGUACCCAGAAAAUGCGAAAACCUGUAUGCAACAAGUAAUUAAGGAGAAACAUAAUAAAUUUGAAAAAAAUAAGACAAGAUAUCCUGACAUGGAUACGCUGAUAUUUUUUAAAUUAGUAUCCUUGUUGUUUCCGACAUCUGACUUUAGGCAUCCUGUUGUUACUCCUUGUUUAGUAUUUAUGUCACAAAUAUUAUUAAAAGCUCACAUCAAGAAAUAUCGAAGUGAUAUUUCAAAAGGUCUCUUUAUAUGUACUCUCAUAUUAGAAUAUACGGUAUUAAGCAAGCGAUUUGCACCAUCUGUGAUUAAUUUUUUACGAGGCAUUAUCUAUAUAGCGACGCCUGCAGAAUUGACACAAAAAAUAAAAAUUAUCUCACCAUUUAAAGUUAUGUGUAAAGCUUUGGUGAUCAACAAGACAGAAAUUAUUCCAGACACAAUUGAUCCAAACAGCGCACAUAUGUUUGCAAGUGAUUUAAUUGAUGAGGAAUUAAAUAACGAAUUUAGAAUAAGAGCUUUACUGAUUACAAUCAAUUUGAUUAAUGAAUUUAAAAAUCAUCUUCAAGAAUUAGAAGCGGUAUAUCCGAUAUUUGAACAUAUUUUUCAAUUAUUAAAAAUAAAUAAAUUUAAACAAUAUUCAGCAAAUGUAAGAAAUCUUAUAAAAGAAUUGUGUAAGAAACUCGGAUUCCUACGAAACAAGAAAUUGGAAUACAUUGUGCUCGAAAAGAAAAGACCAAAACCUUUAAAAACAUAUGAGCCAAAAAUAAUGACAGUAUAUGAUGGAAAACGACAUAAAUCUAUGUCAAGAGAAAAAAUAGAAAAAGAUAAAUUAUUGCAUAAGUAUAAGAGGGAGUUUAAAGGUGCAAUUCGUGAAAUGAGAAGAGAUCGUGACUUUUUAGCUAAAGUACAAAUUGGACAGCAAAUUAAGAGCGAUGUUGAACGCAAACGUAAAGUGAAAGAAAUUUUCAGUGAGGCUGCCAUACAACAAAACGAGCUUAAAAAAAUGAAAAAGAAAAAGUAAAAGUCCAGAAAAGUAUAAAUAAUCAAAAAUUUUAUAAUAGAUAUUUGUGUUACAAGUGAAGAAAAUCUGCUAUUUUCUUCAAGUGCAAGGAAUGAAUCUGCGAAUCAAAAAUGAAUACAUUCACAAACAUAAGUAAGGAAAUAGUCGAUCCGCACAUGUAACAUAAUAAUUCUUGUUACCUUUGCGUCGAAGUAUAGUCCGUGAGUGUGAAUUGAUAUGUUAUGACUAGGGUUCGGUUAGGUUUGCGAAAGCGAUGAAGCAUCGAGAAUAACCAUUUGCAUAUCGCGAGAUGGCGAUAAAAUAUCGGUAAAAUUUGCAAGAGUUAGCAUAUACGUGUCAUGAGAUGACGUGCCCAUAAUACGACGCAAGUGUCAGAAUGAAGGGAGAGAUGUAAAAUGUGCGGAAUUUGAUAGUCGUGCGAAAAUUAUUUCUGCACGACUUUUCCACACGCUUGAUUGGUGGUGGAAUAAGUUGCUUGUACUUGUGAGAAAAAUGUUCAUGUACAAUCGGUUACUUGGCGGUCAGUAGGCCAUGAAAAGGAACAUUUUCGACGCAUAUGUAACAAAAAUGUUUUUUAAUGUAUAGUGUGUACGUAGUGUAUAUGCGUUUCACACACUUCAUAUAUUUAUUAUUUUUUAAGGAUAUGACGAAUUCGGUUGGGUGCACCAGUGCGCCCUCAUUUAUAACGUUUUCUACUGGGAAAACCGGUGCAGCACCAGCGCUGUGGUAGGUUUCGAUGAAAACUCCACUAGCACAAUAAUAGUGCAGGUUUAGUGUGGUUCAGUGGAACACAUCAUUAGACAGGUUUAAAAACUAAACAAUUUCAUUGUUAUAAAGUUUACUAAAAUAAUGUAAUAACAUAUACUUUAAUGUAAUACCUUAAAGCACGAACAUAUCUAUUUUAAUUUGCACUGGCAUCUUCCAACGUCUCGAAAGCCGGUAGAGCAAAAGUUGCACUCGGUGCAAUUUGUUUGCAUCAAUUUUGUCAGUAGAACAUUAAACACUGAAAAUAUGUGAACUGAUUUUUACAGUGGAACAAUAAAAUUGCACUCAGUGCGCACCAGUGUUGCACUAGUUUUCCCAGUAGAAAACGCUAUUAGUGUUUCGUAUUCUGUUGGCUUGUAUUCAGAAUGGGAAAAACUAAACUGCACUAGUGCGCACUGGUGCACCCAACCGAAUUUGCCAAGAUUUUUGAUUAUUUAAAAAAUAAAUUUUUUUUAGAGAAAUUCCAAAAUAAUUUAUAAGUUCCAAGCAAUUAAAACACUUCAAAUAUAAAAUGUAUUCUUUAUUGCAUCCCCUCAGGAUUUACAAUCUUACAAAAAAAAAAA